GAGCUGUUCUCGGACGUGUGCGUCUUGUACGAGCAGAUCGACGCGUACUUCCCGCUCCGCUCGAACGGGUUCCCGCCCAUCAUCGUCUUUUGCGUGUAUAUAUGCGGCUCGCUCGCGUCGUACCUGUGGAAGUGGCCCCAGCUGUGCCCCGCGAUCGCGCCGCGCGCGGAGAAGAUCCUGCAGCGCACGUUGAGCGUGCUCACGGACCUGCAGCACGCGUGGCCCAAGGCAAGGAUAUGGCAGGCCUCGCUGCGCAACGCCGCCGUCGGCCUGCCCGAAUCGUCGUCGUCGCCGCCGGGCCUGCACGAUCGGCCGCUCGGGGUCAAGGCGUCCGAUUCGCCGCUGGCGUGGGCGGCUCCCGGUACCGUUCCCCGGCAGUCGGGCGGCCACUUGCAUGCCAUGAACGAGCCGUUCCUGCCCCCGCGGCGCUACGCGUAUGACGGCGCCGGCGGCGAGCAGGAGGCCGCGCCGUCCGCGUCGUCUGCGCCUGCGCUCGCGAGCCCCACUGGCUCCGGAGCGGCUGCGCCACCGCCCCCGCCGAACGGUAUGCUGUACGAGCUGGCGGAGAUCGCGACGGAGGGGCAUGCGCGCCAUUCGGGGCAGUCUGUGCUUGGGCACUCGCAGCCGCAGUCGCAGUCGCAGGCGCAGUCGCAGUCGCAUUCACACUUGCAUUCGCAUUCGCAUUCACAUUCGCAUUUGGAGUCGCAUUCGCAUCGGCAUCUGCACGCACAGCCUCAGCUGGAGCCUCUCGCGCAUGCGUACUCCCAACAACAACGACAACAACAACCCCUCGCGCAGCCUUCGCACCGCCAUCCCCAUCCUCAGCAGCAGCAGCCCCACCUCCCCGCAGACGCGUACUACCGACUCGAUGCGCUCUCGCUCCCGCCACCGCCGCCGCCACAGCAACAGCAGCAACAGCAGCUCAUGCACGCGGACGGCGCCGCGAGCGCGGCGACGUUCUCGUCGGAUUCGUUCGGGAUCGCGUGGAAUGCGUUCUUGGAGAGCGAUGGGAUGCCGAUGGGGUGUGGGCCGGAGGGGAUGCUGCCGCCCGAGUGGGGCGUAUAGGAGUGUAUAGGUUUUUUCCCCUUUCUUGCCUUCUUUCUUUUUUGUCGGUUGGCCGGAGUUCGAAGUUCGAAGUUCGGUUGCGCGCGCGUAUGUGUUGCUGUAGUGCUGUAUUGUCGUCGACUCGUCGGCUUUGUUCUGUUGUGCUAUAUCGCUGCUGUACCUUGGAGAUCUGCGCUCUGUCAAAUC
Heterobasidion irregulare TC 32-1 is the source of this 1251-nucleotide messenger RNA. RefSeq lists its product as uncharacterized. The record is from RefSeq and is a predicted model, not a curated record. NCBI's taxonomy places the organism in Eukaryota, Fungi, Basidiomycota, Agaricomycetes, Russulales, Bondarzewiaceae. The transcript is spliced from 4 exons. The coding region runs from base 400 to 1065 and encodes 221 amino acids.